AUGCAGUUGAACGAGGCUCAGCUCAAAGUCGUCGCGGAGUAUGCCCAUGUCACUCCUGCUGGCCAUGUCCUCUUCCAUGGUCCUCCAGGCUGUGGUAAGACCUAUUUCAUUAGCCAGUUGAUCAAGCCAUACUUGCAACACUCGAAGAAGAUGAAGAUCAUGUUGCUCAGCCCCACCAACAACGGCGACGACAUACUCUCCCAAACAGCACGCUCGACCAUUACCGAACUUGAGACGACGCCGGCAAUUCCAACUCGCAAGGUGUAUUCGGUCAGAAUGCACACUCCAGACACCGAGCGAGACAUUGUCAUGCAGGAGACCAAGAAAGCUCGGGGCAGACCGGAAGAUGCCACACCUCCUCUUGCCGUUCAAGGACUCGACCAAGCGGACCAAGAUACCUUGACACAACUACAAACUGCCAAGAUGCUCAAGGGCCAUUACGACAUGUCUGUCAAGCAGCGUUUUGAGUUGAUCAAUGACGACCGUGUGAAUUUUCUCACCGACUUCUUGGGAUACAAGAUGCUCGAGACCUGCGGUUACUAUGAGACCGGUCCAAAGCCGGAGGCUGACAAGGCUGACAAGUCUGCCAAGUUCAAAAACUUCCUCGAGGUCUACCGCCAGUACGAAAACGGCCACGAUCUCGACAAAGCGGCCUUACAGUCGUUGAAGGAGCAUACCAAACAGCUGGAGACGCAUACUCUUUCUCAGGCCGACGUGAUGUGUUCGACUCCUGACAACAUGGCCAAUGCUCGAGUCUUUCGAUACUACAAUAAUGUCAAGCUAAUCGUGCUCGAUGACGCCGCUCGCGUUCCGGAGCCUGCUACACUCGCGGUCUAUGCUCACUACGCGGGUUGCACUGCCAUUUUCUUGAUUGGUGACAAAAUGCAACUGAAGUUUGUCGUCCCCGCCGCUUCGAAUGUGAAGGACCGCAUGGUCAACCAGCUGGAGCUCUCCUUGAUGACUCGCCUUGAGUCUGCAGGCUUUCCAACCGUGCUCUUCGACACCCAGUACCGUAUGGUACCAGAAAUUGCCGCAGUCAUCAACGACAACGUGUACCAUGGUCCUUGUUAA
Messenger RNA from Exophiala xenobiotica, 1071 nucleotides. RefSeq lists its product as uncharacterized. The transcript has a single exon. The record is from RefSeq and is a predicted model, not a curated record. Gene Ontology annotation, molecular function: helicase activity. Bases 1 to 1071 code for a protein of 356 amino acids. NCBI's taxonomy places the organism in Eukaryota, Fungi, Ascomycota, Eurotiomycetes, Chaetothyriales, Herpotrichiellaceae.